This is a messenger RNA of Cotesia congregata, 414 nucleotides long. NCBI's taxonomy places the organism in Eukaryota, Metazoa, Arthropoda, Insecta, Hymenoptera, Braconidae. The record is from the annotation of a GenBank genome assembly.
AUGUGGCUUCCGAACGAAAUCAUUAUGCUGUUGUUAAAAGCUCCGGUUAUUUCAUUCAUUUUGGCAGUUGGAAGUGGAUUGUCUUCAAAUGGCGGUUCUAAUAUAUUCGUGGAUGCAAACCCCGCGCAGUAUAUAAUUCUUGAAAUAAAUACGGAUUCAAAGAAAGAAGUCUAUCUGGUUCAAUUUGCAGACCAACCUCAAUCUCCGAAGUUUCAUGACUCACAUCGACAGAUAACUUCUAAUAUUAUCGAAGGAGAUGACGACAUUCGGCACAAAAAUUCCAAUAUCAUCGAAAAAGAUGAUGAAAUUCGACAGUCUAACGGAAAGCCCGACGGGAACGAGCCGGGAGCCGGAUCCACCAGCCGAGAAGAAGCGAAAGAGAUGUCGUCAUCUACGGAAAAUGUUUUAAAAUAG